Akanthomyces muscarius is the source of this 903-nucleotide messenger RNA. RefSeq lists its product as uncharacterized. NCBI's taxonomy places the organism in Eukaryota, Fungi, Ascomycota, Sordariomycetes, Hypocreales, Cordycipitaceae. The transcript has 4 exons. The record is from RefSeq and is a predicted model, not a curated record. Bases 1 to 903 code for a protein of 300 amino acids.
AUGCCGAUUAAUGUCGACCCAACCUACAAGGCGUACAACACGUUCUAUGCCAAUUUUACUUCCUGGCAAAAGGGAGACCAGUCUCCUUUCCAGCGUGUUCGCCGUAUCACAUUUACGAGGUAUAACCUGAGACCGCUAUUUCCUACCCCAAUUCAAAAGGCAGAGGCAGCAGAGGCAGAAAUGAUAACGAUGAACACUGCGAACCUUGUGGUCGCAUUUUUGGAACGUGUCGGUAAAAAUGUGCAGCACCUCGGCCUGCGAGGCGACUGGAUCCCGAAUAUUUUUGUCAUCUUCUGUCGAACUUACGACGAAAAACUCAAGGACGAAGCCGAGCCUGCGCAUGGCUCGGUCAAUCCGCUAUUUGGUGACAAACUCCCAAUUAAACUGAGCGAACGCUUUCCCAAACUCGAGUGUCUCGUCCUCAAAGCGGACUGCAGCUCGACUCAAGCCUGGAUUAGCACGACUUGGAUGACGCUCACUGCCACAGAAAUGACGUCGUUCAUCUCCCAGUUGACAGAAUUGAGAAAGCUUCGAUGCCAUAGUGUCGAGAUUGAAUGCAGUCACGCCUUUCAGCAUGUGCGUCAAGUAAGUCGGCAGGAAGUCGACAUGGACGUCGACAUCUUGACCCCUGAGGUUUGCCAAUGGUUUUCGGACUUGGCUGUCAAUAUUUUAGAGGGUCAUCACAGCCUCGAGGUCGUCUUUGUCAGAUCUGACGACGGGGCAUUUUAUGCUGCUGCCCAAAGAGUCAAUGGCUACAUAGUCGUCAUGCGUGGCCCUUGGGUGGAAUGUUCCCUGUACAGGUUUCCAAAUGGUCUUCUCGAUGAAGAAAAUGUUUUGCCGAGGUUUUUGAGGAUUCCUGACCACCAUCCGCCGUCGAAGGUCCUCUACUUGACUGACGAUUAG